Monomorium pharaonis (pharaoh ant) is the source of this 7898-nucleotide messenger RNA. Its product is annotated as sterile alpha motif domain-containing protein 5-like. NCBI's taxonomy places the organism in Eukaryota, Metazoa, Arthropoda, Insecta, Hymenoptera, Formicidae. The coding region runs from base 25 to 570 and encodes 181 amino acids. Gene Ontology annotation, molecular function: protein binding. The record is from RefSeq and is a predicted model, not a curated record. The transcript has 2 exons.
CGUGAACAGCACGCGCCAGGCAGGAUGACCAUGGCGAGCAACAUCGUGGUCGAGUGGCUGCGGUCGCUCCAUCUCGGCCAGUACUCGGAGUCGUUCAUCGACAACGGCUACGACGACCUUGAGAUCUGCAAGCAGAUCGGCGAUCCGGAUCUCGACGCGAUCGGCGUCUUCAAUCAGAAGCACCGCGCGCGCCUGCUGCAGUCGGUUAAGACUCUGCGCGAGGAGGGUGCCGCGAGUGUGUACUUCACGCUGGAGGAGACGACCAACGACAACGGCUGCGACAACGUCAGCUCCAAGUCCUCGAGGACGUCGUCCGACAGGCCGGCCAGCGACAAGGAGACGCAGCGCGCGUCGCCCACCGCCAGCUCCUCCAGCGGAGGUCAGGAGCUGACCAAGUUCGCGGACGAGUACGAGGAGGGCAAGGCCGAGCUCGUGAGAAUUCCCAGGAUGCAACUGCGGAUGCUGCUGCAGGAGAAGCUAAGACAUGACGGCAUCAGGCUGGCCUGCCAACCCUACACCACACCGGUAAGUAAAGAUGUCUUCAAUUUCCGUGGAAAUAUCUCGUGCUGAAUAAACCGAGAGCUUGUCGGACUUUAAUCAUCACCCAUACGGGCAGAAAGCGAAUCCUCGUGAAGUCUCGGGGGCAAAACUACGCACUCUCAAACUGGAAACUUGACGACUGCUUAAAGCAAUAACGAGGUAACGGUCGUUACAUCAAAAGUUUAAGCGUAACGGGACGCACCACGGUGAAGCGUGCAAUUUCGUUUAAUUCGUCGCAGUUAAAUUCACGCGUAACUGUUUAAUAUGCGGAACAAUUCUCUUUCUUUUUUUUAAUAUUCAUAAUGGAUUCCCCUAAAACCGGCGUACACUCCGACGACACGUUAUUAGUAACGAAAUUGUGCCAAGUACAAAUAUCUUUCAGCUCUCCCGAGAGCGGAGCGUUGCGCGUUAAUUGGCUAGGUCCGACGUCGGGGAUGAAUGUGCGCCACCCUCGCGUACCUCCUCGAGGCUGGGGUCAGUGCCGAGGGGUUCGGUGGAUGAUGAUCGAGAGAUAGACAAACUGUACUGGACAGCGCACGUUCGUGUGACCCUCGAUGCAUUCGCACGCGUAUGCGUCAGACACAUAUUUCCCAUGUGGCUCGAGCACAUUCCCUUAGUUAUGUUUGCCGUCGACAUGUCGCGGCGUUUUUCGUGCGCGAAAUUUUAAGGCAAGCUUCGAAUCGCAAAAUCGGAAGACGUGGAUCACUACUGCAUGCGUUAGCUUAAUGUGGAGUUUUGCAUAAUAGAGGUAUAUAAUACAGAUGUAAUGUACCCUUUUUUUUUUGUAAUUAAAAUAGUACAGGAAAAGAGAGAAAUCUGUUAGUGAUUUCAAUUUUUUAAAUAAUUUUUUGGAUUUAAUAUGAUAAAAUGUAAUUCGUACAUUAAAAUAGAAAUACUGCUUGAAUGUUCUUAAAAUAAAUUUGUAUAAUGUCUUAAAGAUACGUUUUACAUUGCGAUUGGACUGUUGACGAUCACACUUUUGGCUGCAGUGUUGAAUACUUUGUUCAGAAAAUACAAACGAUAAAAAAUACUGCAUCGUUUUUAAAACGCAACACUCUAGACGCCAGAGCUCAAUAUGAUCCGUAUAGAAUUCUAAACUUGCCAGCGAGCCAUCAUCCCCGGUGGCUGACGAUCGCGCAAACAUUUGCGCCUGAAACUUCCGUUCCGCAGUAACCUAGAAAAUUUCGAGGUGCCAUAGCGCCCAAGUCUCGGGCGCGGGCUGAUGAUAAUUACGACGGAGAUUAGCUCUCGCGGUAAUGAAUAUUCCAGCAGAUUGGCACCGCGAGACCGGAGAGACCGUGCUCCCGCAGGCGGCGUAAUUCGUGAUCGAUAAUAAUUAUGCCAGGCACCGUCGCCUCGCGUCACCUCGUGCAACGCCUAUCUGCACACAAUGCUUUCUCUCUCUCUCUCUCUCUCUCUCUCUCUCUCUCUCUCUCUCUCUCUCUCUCUCUCUCUCUCUCUCUCUCUCUCUCUUCCUCUCUCUCUCUCUCUCUUCCUCUCUCUCUCUCUCUCUCUUCUCGCUCUCUAGUUCCGACCGUUAUUUCGAGGCCUGGUAUACAUACCUGUCGGCGUGUAACGAUUCGAGGGGAAGGGGGUCGGUCGGAAAAGCGAAUUUCCACAGCGCGUUCCCGUUUUGCUCCCUCUCUCCCUGGAAUAAAGUGGGUUAACUUUGCGCGCACGGCGCGCCCAAUCUCGUCAUCGAGGGUUGCACGAGUAAAAGUAAUUGGAACAUCGGAAACGCGCUGCCGUUUCGUUUUCACGAUUUCUGCCCGUCCCCUCAUACCUCUUCUGCUGGUUCUGCACGUGCAUGCUGGCUAAUUUCUCUCAUAGUUUCUUUUUUUCCUGUCUCUCUCUCUCUCUCUCUCUCUUUCUCUUUCUCUUGCUCUUGAAUUGUUUGUCGUGCUUAGAUCAACGCAAUACAUUAAACAUACUGUAAUUAAAUUGGAGCUAAAAAAUGUCGAAGAAUCAAAACGAUAUAAUAAGAAAAAAUUAUCUGAUUAAAAAUGACGCUUAAUAACUUUUUAAUGAUAUUUGCAUCAUCAUAUACAUAAUAGAUAUGUGAAGCUUAUUCUUUAAUAGAUGACAAUAUUUUGUUGUUUUAUUUUUAUUAUUGUAAUAUGAUAAGAAAAAUUAUAUAAAAAUUGUGAACUGCCUAUAAACAUUUUUAAUUAAAUGUUUAUUUUGUAUACAAAUAAUUAAUGUAUAACUAAAAUUGGUUAAAAUAUCAUUUAACGUGAUAUCGAAAAAUAAAUGAAACGCGAUUUAAAAAUUCAUUCAAAGUUUAAUAAAGAACAGGGACUGGAUAGUUUUAGUAUUCAAUUUUUUAGCAAUAUUUGUGCAAUCAAAUUUUGAAGUUUUUGCCGAUAAAAAUAAUUUUUCUUCCAAAAUUCUCAUUUAUAUUCUGCCUUUUAGUUAUAUCCGCCUAAAUCAUUUUCCUCAUUAUCGAUGUUGCAACCACAAGCCUUUAGUUCCUUAUAGCUUCGUAACGGUAUUUUAGGAUGUGAAGUAGAAUAAUAUCGAUUUAGCUUUUUAGUUAAUGAAAUAUUAAUGUAUAAUAACGAUGCGGCGAAAGCAAAAUAUGUUUUUUUAAUAAUAUGGAUCUGAAACAUGAUUCUUUGAUAGAAGGAUUGAAUGUAUUACAAUUACGGGAUGAUCACUAUCACUGCUGUUGUUAGACGUAUCAGCCUUGUUAGACGUAAAACACAUGAGGUGUAAUUAUUCGUAAAUUAUGUACAAUCAUGUACAUACAAAUUAUGUAUGAUAGAUAAAAUGUUAGCAGCUAUUGAAUUAAGAAAAAGCAGUACGAUAAUUAUAUCUUACGUCACGUCAAUAUAAAUAUGUCCGACUUAAUCGUGUCGCACUCUGCAAAGGAUAAAAAUAGUUUAAUUGAAACAAAUGUAGUGUGUCCGAAUUUUGAAGCACUUUAUCCACCGUAUUUGCGUGUAAAUACCGGCGCGCAUUAAUCUCGGCAGGGCUCGGAGUUCCACGCUCGCUUGCAUAAAGUCAAUAUCAAACCGUGUUUUCGGCGCAGUGGAAUAAGAGUCGAGCACGGGAAUAUAAUCUCGUUGGCCGAUUCCCAUCCGGCGCAGCGCUGACAAAUGACUCCUCGGCUUGAUUACUGUUGGGAUUUUAACGCGAGCUUAAUUAGACGGUGUAGCUCCCCAUGACUGAUCGGCCGAGCCACGCAAUGAUCCUCCUCUUUCCCCUUGCGCUGGUGUCGAUGUAUCAACAUUAGUUCGUAACGAGCGAGCACCUCGUGAAAGGAUCACCCAAGGAGCGGUUCCUCUUUGCCGAUUUAAAUCACCAGCUAUCGCAAGCGCGUGCUAAUUAGAGGUAUGCCGUUACUCUUCGCCAGCGGAUCUCAUCCUUUAACUUUUCCUUCCAUCUGCCCAUGUACGCCGAUGUUAAUAUUUGUGUGUGUGUGUGUGUGAGGGGUUGAAAGUAAAUUUACCGAGCAGUUAACGUUAUGAACGUUUCAAAAUUUUAUAAUCCAUUUAUACAUACAUAAUUCUAUUGUUUAAUUCAUUAAAUACAUUUCGUAAGUAUAAUAAUUUACGUAAUCAAAUAUUGUGAUAAUACACAAUCGAAUUUUUGCAAAAAGAACUUUAAUUUCCUGCAGUGAUUUCCGUUGAUAAUCGUUCCGACCACGAUCGCCGUUCGCAACGUUAUUUACGUAACAAAUAAAAAUUCUGUGCAGAGCGCAUCUGCAAGCGUACUAAAUUCUCGUUCAUUUGAACACCGAUUAUCCGAAACGAUGAUCAUACGAGGCGGCAAUUAGUAUAUGCGCGAAUUAAUCGCGCGGUAUUUAGCAAGGUACACACGCGAUAUUUCUGCAGCUGUAAAUAAAUAACGCGAAAAUUGUAUUUCCGUAUUAAAUGGAUGACCGAUGAAAUUACAACCUUUCCAAAACUGCGCCGCGAUGAAAAUUAGGCGACGAAAGAGAGCGAUUGAAGUCAUCAUUAAUUAACAAUUAACGGCGCGCAGGCUCUAAUAAUCUUACAGUCACUUCGAAAGUAAAUGCCUAUUAAUUAUCAUGAAGUAAUUUAAAGUUUAAUUGGACGUUUAAAGAACUUUUAAAAUUAUUAUCGACGCGUUCUUUGGUUGGCUAUACAGUUAGAAACGGUUCCAAAGUUUCGUUCGGAAAUUAGAAGUUACUAUUAUCGAAUUUCCAUAAGGCUUCUGCUACUACCCGUGCCGAUUUUCAUUACGUCGGGAUCCGUCAAGCGUUACGUGAAAAUUUGCGAACGCCCGCUCGCGAUAUAUGCGUAACAGGUGUUCCGACACGUAUUAUAUAUUUAGAUUUAAUUCGACAAAUUGUACAUUCAGAUUUGAGGAGGUCUCGCACGGAGCUCGAUAGUCCCUGCAUCAUCCCUCUCACUCGACGCGCUCCCGCGAGUUAAUUACGAUCCUUGAAAUUAAUCAAGGGAGCCGCGUUAUAAAAGAGAUACUUCACCCCCGACUGUAAUACGACCUUUCCUCUACGGCCGGUUAUUUGUUCUUGUCUCGCAAGAGCGCUCCCCGGAUAGAUACGUUCGGCCAAACAAGAAUCUUCAUUAUUCUCUCGAAAGUUUUUAAACAAGUUUCAUUUACCCGUAAGAAAGUUAAUUUGCGCUGUGCCACUGGCACGAAUGAUUUAAUUACUUAAUAAACUGUGGCGCUUUACGAGUCCGGAGUACCGCGGAGUACCGCGGAGUACCACGGUGAAGAGACGGGAAAGAAAGCGUCAGACGAGAACUUUUUUCAUUUUGUUGCAAGUUUGCGCGCGGAUUUGUAUUGUAUUGUGGAAGCGUGGCAACAGAUUGAAAAUAGAUCGAACAUUCUAGACAGACGCGUUUCCCGCGCGUUGCUUUGAACGAAACUGCUCUUCCAUCUUAAUCGGAAUUGUUGCGGGGACAGGUUUGAUGAAACAUUAAUCGCGAAAGCCCUCGCGAGCUUUCCGACACGAAGCGAUUCACAGUUCGAAACGAGUCGUGGAUUUCUCCUGUGUUAAGCGCACGUAAAAGGAAACGAAAGAGACCGGAAAGGCAAAAAGGAUGAACUGCCUUUUUUUCAGACGGUCGCAUCGAUCGCGCGCGGACGCAUCAAUCGGAAAGUUAACCGAAAGUUUUCGCCUCGCGUGGAACGAGACUCUCCGGAGUGAGAAGGACGAGUCGUUAAUUUCGUCAUUCGUUGCGUCCCGCGGGCUCUCCGUCGUUGUUCCUCAAGGUUUACAGGCCCUAACUUUUCGUCCUUAACUCGUUAAUUAAGGACGAAAGCGUGACGGCGGCGGGGCGACACGGCGCGGCGUAGCGCGGCACUGGGGUCGAAGAAGCGAAGUUUUAAUAACAUUACCGUAAUAAUACCGUCGGUCCCGCUCCUGCUCGUAGCGUGGCCUAAAUUAUCAAAGGAUCUUCCGCCUCUCGUUUCCCCGUCUUGCCACUUCCAUUCGCUUGCUUUCUCCAUUGCGACGAACUUCCCGAUGCUUUACAAUCCGCACGGAAUGGAGUUUAAUAUAUCUUGGAUUUCACGAAAGACUAGCUCCGAUGACGGCCGGCGCGGUCGCGUUUGGCACACAAAAUAUUAAGUGAGAAACAAGAUUGACAGCCAGGAGGGAAGAGGAAGACAGAGAGAAAGCGUCAUUUAGUCUACGUGUUAAAAUUGAGUUUUAACAUUAAAAAAUUUGAAAAUAUAACAGCUAGAUUUCUUUUAGUAAUACAUAUUUCAACGAAAACAGAAAAUAAGUAUGAAAGUCUAAAAAUGAAACAUAAGUUGGUUUCUACUUAUUAUAGUGCUCACAAAAGAAACUCAUUACACGCGAGACGGGAAUAAUAUACAUAAUGUAGCGGAUUUACCGCACCAUUCCAUUUUCAUUCAUGUAAGAAUUCUUUGAACAAUCAAAAGUUUAUUUUUUCAAAGAGAAUAUUUUACAAGAAACGUCUUUUUUUACACAAUUUAGUAUUAUCUAACAUCAGUAUAAUCCUUGUACUUCUACAUUUAAAACUUAAAUUAAAACUUUAAAACAAAGUCUUUUGAUCAAUGAAGAAUAAACUUACGAAGUUACAUAAUAAGUUACAUAAAUUUUUUGAUAAUAUGCAUUUUUUAUAUCACACAAUAUUGAAACAAGUACUUUUCUCACAAAGAUGUGUAAAAAAAAUAUAGAAUAUUAUAUAAAUAUAGAAUAUUAUAAAAAUAAAUAUAAAAAUAAAAGUAAUGUAAAAUUGUAGACUUAAGAAGCACGCCAAUAAAAAUGGUUUUAUUAUUCUCGUUAUAUAUUAUAUAGCAGCUAUAUAAGCAAUUGUAUACAUGAAAGGGAAGGAAAGGAACGAAAUGACGUGGAGGGUGUCGCUUCGUUUUGCGCGCUCGGAGAGAAAUUACUCGAUCGAAAGGGAUGGCAUCCCGACAUUAUCUCGCAAUUGUACGAAUUCCAUCGAACGCGAAGUUUCGUCGAACAUCAUCGAGUUUCUGCGAGGAACAACCCCUCGAGAUUCGAACCUACGAAAAGACCGAUAAAAGGAGGGGAUACUCUGGCGCUUUCGCUGAGUGGGGGAGAGCCGCUAAGAGUUUACGUGGAACCGGAAGGGAGGGGAAGAGAGGGUGGGAAACGAAGAGAAACGGAUCGAGUAAGAGCAGAGGAAGGGAUAAGGACGCUUUUUAUGUCGCGGAGAAUCCUACAGAGAUGUCGUUCGCCGGUGCUCCGAGGAGCGUCGUAAUAAUCGUAAACGCCAUUCCGAGAUUGCCGUUCCACAGCUGUAACGUGCGCGCUUGAACUUCUCAUAGCUGCAGCUGCAGCCUGCAUCCGGCAAUCCAGGUGAUACCGUCUCAGAGCCGCUCUCGUAAUUUCAGUCUUAUUGUCCCACUUUCGCAAUUAGCAGCGGCUACGGGACCGUCGUUUCUCGCUAUCAACAGGUUACGCGUCGUCAGUCUUCCACGGCGGGUCCUUAAUAAAAACGAUUCUCGUACACCGUUUCCGUCUCUAUCUUUUCCUGUUCGCAUCCCCCGCCCCCCUUGCUAUCCGGUCUCUUUUGCUUUAUCUCGUUCUAUUGUCGCUUGGACGGUGCGACACGUGACGUGAUGCUUUAUCUGCUGUUAUCUUUCUUUUUCUUGAUUUAAUUCGAUAGCGCGUUAUUAAUUACAUCGUUUACCGGAACAAGUCGUUUGCUUUGUAAUACGAAGCUUCCAUGCGACUUGACUUUUCUACGUUUUACUCCAAUUAAAAUAGUAGGUUUGUGAAAUUCAAGAUACAUUUUUUAUGAUCGAAUUAUGUGUUUCAUCUUUUUCAUGCGUAACGUAUGAAUUUUCUUAUAUGUUACAUUUUAGCACCUGAAUACACAAAUAAAAUUUAAAAAUCUUAUGAAAGUAAAUAAGUUGUGAUAAGAGAA